GAUUUGAGCAAAGAAGUAGGGUCAAAAUCGUCCUUUUAAAAAAACUGACCCACUCCACUCGUUUCAAUUCCACACGCACACGCAUACACAUUUACCCUAGCUUUAUUCAUCACACACAAAAUCCCCAAAAUCACAAAUCCACAACUCUCAAAAACCUAGGGUUUCCUCCAAACACAGAGAACAAGAAAGAGAAUCGAUCAACCAUGCCGAAGAACAAGGGAAAGGGAGGAAAGAAUCGCAAGCGAGGAAAGAACGAAGCCGACGACGAGAAACGAGAGCUCGUCUUCAAAGAAGACGGCCAAGAAUACGCUCAGGUCCUCCGCAUGCUCGGUAACGGUCGAUGCGAAGCCAUGUGCAUCGACGGAACAAAGCGUCUCUGUCAUAUCCGUGGGAAGAUGCACAAGAAAGUUUGGAUCGCUGCCGGGGAUAUUAUUCUCGUCGGACUUCGUGAUUAUCAGGACGAUAAGGCGGAUGUUAUUCUGAAGUAUAUGCCGGAUGAGGCGAGGCUGCUUAAGGCGUAUGGGGAGCUGCCGGAUAAUACGAGGCUUAAUGAAGGGAUUGGCGGUGGACUUGAUGAGGAAGAUGAUGGAGAUGGGAAUGAUUACAUUGAGUUUGAGGAUGAGGAUAUUGAUAAGAUUUAAGUUUUUUUUUGUUUAAAUUUUAUUAUAUGAUGAUGAUGAUGUGAAUCAUAUGUAAUGUUUAGAGGUUUUAAUUGUUGAAGUCUUUUGAUUUUUAUCUUGUACUGUGAGAUAUGGUUAUGGUAUUAUGAUCAAUUUCAAUGCUCAAUAAUGUUAGGUUGUUACGAUAA
Molecule: messenger RNA, 808 nt
Organism: Lathyrus oleraceus (garden pea)
Lineage: Eukaryota; Viridiplantae; Streptophyta; Magnoliopsida; Fabales; Fabaceae
Product: eukaryotic translation initiation factor 1A
Exons: 1
Coding region: 204-641 (145 amino acids)
Biological process (GO): translational initiation
Molecular function (GO): translation initiation factor activity; RNA binding
Source: RefSeq, a predicted model, not a curated record